AUGCUCUCUCCCGAAAAAUGUCCGGUCGCCGGCUUUCAACCACCGGCGGUUCAAGAAGUCCUUGAACGCAAUCCGAAAAAGACCAAACGUGAUGAUCGACUACUAGACCUUAUUGUCGCUGACACCUUGCCGGACUUCGUUCUGGAAACACCACUGGACGCGCCAAUGGAACAUCCCAAUGAUAAUAUCACUAUGCCACCGCCGGGUAGCUAUAGGCAGAGUCUGACGGGUUUCUUGAGCCGCAAGAUUACAGAACCUUCUCCCCUGGACGAGGACGCCUCAGAUGAUGAUGAACCAGUCGAAAACGAUGACCCUGACUGUCCAAGAAUCUUGGUGACUAAAGAGGAAAAGAAGAGGCUAAGACGCCUAUGGCGCAAAACUCUUAUCAUUCAUCUUCUUGGGAGACCGGUAGGCUAUAACCUCCUUCUCCGGCGCCUGCAAACGCUCUGGAAACUUGAAUCCUCCUUGGACCUGAUUGACCUUGUUCAUGGAUACUACCUAGCAAAAUUUGAGUCUCAAAACGACUACGAUCACGUCAAGUUGGGAGGUCCUUGGAUGUUGCUAGACCACUAUUUGGUCGUCCAAGAAUGGGAACCAAAUUUCAAUCCCACGUCUAACAUAACAAGAAAGCUCUUAGCUUGGAUCCGCCUACCAACUCUGCCAAUAGAAUACUUCGAGGACGAAUUCCUCAUGAAGAUUGGUCGCCAACUGGGCAGACCAAUCAAAGUGGAUGUGACGACCUGCUUAGCGUCAAGAGGAAAGUUUGCUCGUGUCUGCGUUGAGAUUGACAUCUCGAAACCAUUGCGAUCUAAGUUCACUCUGGCGGAUGAAGUAUACCCGGUUGAAUAUGAAGGCAUCCACAUGAUAUGCUUCAAGUGUGGAUUAUAUGGCCACAAGCAAGAACUCUGUGGCCUUGAUGGGAAGACCCCUAAUCCUCCAAACUUGCCUGAGGCAGCAGAGGUUGCGAAGAUGGAAACAGAGAAUGCUCAGCAGAAAACAAGAAACACGCCUAGUCCCUACACUGACAAAUAUGGCUCGGGGAUGAUUGUCAAAUGCAAGGAACGAAGGAAUCCAAAGAAACCUGAGAGGAGGCCUGUCCAAGAUUUGAGGACGGCCCCAGAUCAACCACGAGAUCCCGACCCCAAACCCGUCUCCCACAAAUCCCGCUCACUACCCGAUUUGCACCACUAA
Molecule: messenger RNA, 1191 nt
Organism: Ipomoea nil (Japanese morning glory)
Lineage: Eukaryota; Viridiplantae; Streptophyta; Magnoliopsida; Solanales; Convolvulaceae
Exons: 1
Coding region: 1-1191 (396 amino acids)
Source: RefSeq, a predicted model, not a curated record